UAAUCUCUCUCUCUUGUCUUCCUUUCUUAAACUAGGUUUGGGAUCUUGAUACUCUACAGUCUGUUAUGACACUAGAUGGUCAUACUGAUGCACCAAUGUCUCUUCUAUGCUGGGAUAAAUUUUUGUUAUCCUGUUCAUUGGAAAAGACUAUAAAAGUUUGGGGUGUUGCAGGAGGCAACUUUGAAGUAACCCAUACACAUAACGAAGAACAUGGUCUGCUUGCGCUUUGUGGGUUGAAUGAUUUUGGACAACCAGUAUUAUUGUGUGCUUGUAACGAUAAUUCUGUUCACCUAUAUGAUUUACCAUUAGGGCGAGUAUAUUUUCAAAACGGGAAGUUAGAGACAUUCAGGUUGAUCCUGAUGUUUUCACUGGUGAUGGAACCGGGAUGUUAAGCGUAUGGAAGUUGCUGGCAAAGUCCAGUGGACGAGCCUUCUCAUUAAAAUUUGUACAAGAAACAAGUUGCUGUAUAAAUUGCAGAGAUUGGCUGUAUAUGAAGAGGCAUAGAAAGAACUUAACACUGGGUUUUUAAUCCUUGGUGAUUAUUUCUAAUUUUUUUCAUGGAUUCUGCUUUUCAGUCUGUUCAAAUGUUUGUAGAAUUGUAUAAUUUAAUACUGGAAUAAAAUUAUGUUGUUAGCCAUCUCAUUCA
Mangifera indica (mango) is the source of this 646-nucleotide messenger RNA. RefSeq names its product zinc finger CCCH domain-containing protein 48-like. Lineage: Eukaryota; Viridiplantae; Streptophyta; Magnoliopsida; Sapindales; Anacardiaceae. Bases 66 to 392 code for a protein of 108 amino acids. The record is from RefSeq and is a predicted model, not a curated record. Gene Ontology annotation, molecular function: protein binding. The transcript is spliced from 3 exons.